This is a messenger RNA of Aspergillus brunneoviolaceus CBS 621.78, 1503 nucleotides long. RefSeq lists its product as uncharacterized. The coding region runs from base 238 to 1287 and encodes 349 amino acids. The record is from RefSeq and is a predicted model, not a curated record. The transcript has a single exon. Lineage: Eukaryota; Fungi; Ascomycota; Eurotiomycetes; Eurotiales; Aspergillaceae.
ACCGCCAGAACACCUUCUCGCCGUUGAUGCUUAUCAUCCGUUAAAGUCCUCUCAUUUUCUACAACCGAUCUUAUCUACAUCCACGACCAUAGACAGAAAGUGGGACUACCGCUCGGAACCAAGCCCAAAACCUCACUGCUCGUACCGCGGGAUCACAUCACGGCCACCGAGAACAGUACAAUUGCACUGCUUCUCUCCUUCUCUCCCUAUCCGCACCGCAACAAUUCUCCGCUCGCAAUGAUGCUCGCGACGCAGCCUGUAUAUCAGCAGCAGCAGCAGCAGCAGCAGCAGCAGCAAGAACACCAAUUUUCGAAUCCAAUUCACACCACCGCAACCGCACCAUUUGCCCGGACGCACUCGCACUGCAGCACACCCACGCGUCCCUCACCACUCUCUCCUCGCCGUCACCACUCUUCACCAUUCUCAUCCUCCUCAACAAUGACCACCCCCAGCACUCCCAACACCAGCAACAACAACAACAACAACAACAACCGCAACCUCUUCUCCAGCCCACUGGCCAACACCGCCAACGCCGGCGCAGCACCUACCGACCCCGAAACCCCAUUAACAACCUUCCUCCCCUCCUCCCCACUCCAACCAGACGCAUCAUCAGCAUCCUACUUCGGAUCGCCAGUCCAAAAACCAUUCUUCGCUGCCACCACGACCGCGGGCCCGCUCUUCUCCUUCGACCCCGACAACACGAAGGAAACAACAACAAGCCCGAUCGCAUCCUCCACCAACAACCCCUCCCGCUUCGCCACCCGCUACGCGGCCCAGAUCGCCAACCCGCUCGCCAACGCCGCCGCCCGAUCCACCAGACCCUACACGGGGACCUCGGCCUCGCCGGCGGCGCGCACCACCCGGCGCAACGCGUUCCUGAACCGCGUGAAGCGGGACCGUGCGGACGGGCGCUUCGAGAACCGCGGCGAGCAGCUGGUGCUGCUGGAGCAUGUGGCGGAGCAGAAGCGGUGGGGGGAGGCGAUGCGGCGGUCGGCGGUGAGUGAGUUUGGGCUCGGGUUGGAUGGGUUGGUGGAGGAGGAGGAAGCCGAAAGGGAUGAUGAGGGUGAAAGUGAAGGUGCGGAGAUGGAUGCGCUGGAUCAUUAUCUUUUGGAGCAGGAGCGGGGUGCCUUUGCUGCUGAGGAGAUGGGGGUGGAGAGGGGGUACGAUGCCCCGGGCUCGGGCUCGGGCUCGUUUAGUGAUGAGGAUUAUGAUGAUAUCUUUAUGGAGUUGGUGGGGGAGACGGGGAUGGAGGAGUUUGCGCAUAGUCAGGAGAUGGAUAUGUCGUGAUUCUUUGGGGUGGGAUUCGAGUGUAGUGUUCUGAGGGAGUGGUUGUCUGGUUCCGGAUGUCGCUGGUCGACUUCGGGGCUGAUGGAGACUUGUAUCAUGGACUGCUUGGGCGUUUGCUGGAGGUUGGACUUAGGAGUUAUGUAUAUAUACUGUAUGAGACCAGUAGAUGAUGGUUGCAGGCUCUGGGUAAAUAAUGUAUGAUUCAAUGGCAUGGAC